GAAUACAAAGGUAAUAUUUCUGAGCAUUACAUUUUCAAUGCAUGGGUACCUUGUUGAAGCCACAUGUGUACAUGUAUUUGCACAGACUACAUUCUGGACAUUAGACUGUUUGGAGGAGAAAAUGAAACUCUCUCAAGUCUCAAUGAGAAUAAAGAGUAAGGGAAGUUAUUAGCUGUAUAGUUUUUCAAUACAGUAUAUGUGCAUGAGUUUGACUCAAGAUUAAGAAUCUCCAGCCAAUCACAUGAAUGAACCAGGUAUGUGUUUAUUCCGGUGGGAGGGAGGAUGGAAUGGAUUAUCACGUAUAAUGCAACACAAUCUGGAAGAACGCUGAUGAGAGUGAAAUGUCCAGAGAUCACACUCGCGUGUUCUUGACGUUGGGUGUUAUGUAAUGCUUGCAGAGGAGUGGGAAGAUAGUGAGCAUCGUAGCACAUUUCACAUAUUCAUAAAUAAUAAUAACUGGUCCUUACACGGCACACUUCUGGAAGGUUGUGGAGAUACGCAAACUAUUCCCAUUGUUCCUGAUUAUGACUUGCUGGUGUCUCUGCUGUUAAGUGUCUCUCGGGGGCAAAAAAGGUGUCCUUAAAUGCCCCAUGGCCUCCCCCAAUGUUCUGCACCCAUAUGGAAUACAAAUGACGUGUGUACAGUUUAUUGGCUUGUCGCAUGUUAAUCUCCUCAGAAUUUGAAGUGUAUAAAAGGACAGACUGAAGAGCGAGAGUCAUUUGACAUAAAGAGAGAGAUAUCUGUCGGAUUACCUGGGAAGAGACACAAGAAGUGUUGUCUCAAAACAGAGGCAUGAAUAUGGACGUAGCCAAACCUGACCCAAAGACUGGCGGCAAAGCCCCUCUCAGAGCGACGGCUCCCGGUUCCCCACGAAAGGGCCCACCCAAGUUCAAGCAGAGAAACACUCGUCAAUUCAAGAGCAAGCCCCCGAAGAGGGGAGUCAUUGGCUUUGGAGAGGAGAUUCCAGGAAUGGAGGGACUUGGCACUGAUAUCACAGUGAUCUGUCCCUGGGAAGCGUACAGCCAUCUAGAGCUCCAUGAACUCGCUCAGUACGGCAUCAUUUGAGUUUCUUCACUGUUAAACAGCUUUUAAUUUUUUUUUCUAAAAAGAGGAUUUAAUUCAAAAUGAUGUCCAGAGAUUAUUUUAAGCAUUUUCAUGAAUAUGGAUAACUUCUGUAUGGCAAACAUAAAGCUAGAAAUAUGUUAGAAUUUUAUGUAAUACAUGUCUGCAUAUUGUGUAUGCUGUUUUUUUUAUGACAAAUGUAUUUCCUGAGACUCUCAAGCUGCCAUUUUCACGCUCUACAACACCACUGCUGUUCUUGUGUCGUUGCCUGUGGCUGCAGACGGAGAUGCAGCUGAUAGCUUAGUUACUGGCCAGCAGGAGAUUCGGUCAGCAGUGUUUUUAUACUCAAAAUAAAGCUUUGACUUUUUAACAUGA
Poecilia reticulata (guppy) is the source of this 1437-nucleotide messenger RNA. Its product is annotated as retinal cone rhodopsin-sensitive cGMP 3',5'-cyclic phosphodiesterase subunit gamma. Gene Ontology annotation, cellular component: photoreceptor outer segment membrane. Gene Ontology annotation, biological process: visual perception; positive regulation of epidermal growth factor receptor signaling pathway; positive regulation of G protein-coupled receptor signaling pathway. The record is from RefSeq and is a predicted model, not a curated record. Gene Ontology annotation, molecular function: cGMP binding; 3',5'-cyclic-nucleotide phosphodiesterase activity. Lineage: Eukaryota; Metazoa; Chordata; Actinopteri; Cyprinodontiformes; Poeciliidae.